Molecule: messenger RNA, 1010 nt
Organism: Laetiporus sulphureus 93-53
Lineage: Eukaryota; Fungi; Basidiomycota; Agaricomycetes; Polyporales; Laetiporaceae
Product: Cupredoxin
Exons: 4
Coding region: 265-858 (197 amino acids)
Molecular function (GO): electron transfer activity
Source: RefSeq, a predicted model, not a curated record
AUGUGAUGCAACGCUGUGGCAAAGAUGCGCGCACUGUCUUCGUCAGUAUUUGAGAUCUGUCAACGGCAGCGCUGGCGACUCCAAUCCAUCUGGCGUUGUGGGCAAAUUGCUGUGUAAUAUCAGUAUAAAUGGAUUCACAAGCAAUCGGAAUGCCCAAAACCCUCUCUCCGCUCACUCCUUCGAUUCUGUUCACCCCCCCUUGCUUCGGCUUCCUGACAUUGAGAACUAGUUCUUCAUCAUAACUUAAUCUAUUAUCGUCUCGAAAUGUUCUUCUCUGCCAUCCUUGCGGCUGUCCUUCCCAUUGCUGCGCUGGGCGCCGAAAUAACGAUCCAAGUCGGCCCGAACAAUACCAACACGUACAGUCCCACAAACGUCACUGCCGCCGCGGGUGAUGUCCUCACGUUCGAGUUCGUGUCAGGAAACCACACCGUGACCCAGUCGUCCUUCAAGACGCCAUGCGACGAGCUUACGUUCGCCAACGGAUCGACGGGGCUUGACUCCGGGUUUUUGCCAGCAAACUCUAGUACGACGACGAUGCCGACCUAUAAGGUGCUGGUCAACGACACGACACCUCUUUGGUUCUACUGCCGUCAUCCUGGCCACUGCCAACAAGGAAUGGUCUUCGCCGUCAACCCCACCUCCAACGAAACGUUCGCUGAGUUCCAGGCUGCCGCGAAGGCAUCCAACGAGACGAGCACUAGCACUUCUACGACGCAGUCAUCUGGCUCGACGACGGCCACCAGCUCGUCUGCGUCAGCAACGUCUACGACCUCAAAGAGCAACGCAGGGGCAACGCGCCUUGGCAGUGCUGGUGCAAUGCUAAGUGCCAUUGGCGUGGUCGCGGCCUGGGUGCUGUGACUGGGUUAGCAAUAGCAAGCAGUAUAGGCUGACAUCCUCGGAGACAGUAGUACUUUCGACUUUCGAUAUUGCUUAUCAGUACUCUAAUGCGGAUGAUACUGUGACGCUUGAGCGCAUGAUCUUCUCCGGAGCUGCGAUAAACUGCAUUGGCC